CAUCCCCACGCUUUGUGAUCGCUGUUUUCUUCCUGUGCGUGUGUGGUCGUGUGUGAGGAGUGCUGUGGGUGUGCGUGUGUGGGGGAGUGCAGAUAAAAAGAACCCGGACAAAGGAGGAAGGAAGAUUAACCCCAAGUCCUGCUUAUACCAUACCCAUACCUCCACGGCUAGCACUCUUUCCAACUUCCUUACCCCUUCUUACAACUCUCUCCUUGUGAGACACCUCGCUCUCUCUCACUCUCUCACUCAUUUGCUCAUUCACCUAACUACCCCCUCGCUUCCCCCCUCCUCGUCCUCAUCUUCUCCAUUCUCCUAGCUUACGCAGGCAAGCCAACAAAGCUUCGAAAAGAGGGAAAAUUACAGUAAUAAACAAUAAGAACUGCGAAAAUGUUCACACAGUUUCGACUCCCGCCAGCGGAAGAUCAUCGUCCUGAGGAUGGCGCGAACGCGAACUCCCGCACAACCCACCAUUCCACUACAACUAUCACCACCCGCACCGAGACUACUUCCUCAGUAAAUCGGCCGAGAGGGUCCCGCGGCGUGAGGAGGCCACUGAGCUGCGCUACGUGCAUCAAGAAGAAGACAAAGUGUGAUCGGAAACUACCAUGCGGAACAUGCGUGAAUAGGGGGGAUGCUCUUCUCUGCUCCUUUGGCCCCCAGGGGACUGCUCUCCGUCAAGCUAAGGAAUGUGCAGAAUUACGCCAGAGACUACGGAAACUCGAGAGCAUGGUCCAGGAAAUCCGCGCCUCAGAGAAGGCUACGAAGGCCGGUUCACCGCCGAAUGGCGGCGGUGGUGGUGUUGGGAAUAGCGACCUCUCGUCAUUUAUGCCCCCGCCACUGUCGCCGGCUACUAGUGCGUCGAGCACCCUGUCGCCUCCCGGGCAUCACGACGAGGACGACAGGGAUAGCAAGAAUGGCCGCCCGAACGCCUCGCUGGAAUAUGACACCAAUGGGGGAGCUUCCUACGUUGACCAGUCGAGAUGGGAUUGUGUGUUGUUGGAAAUGGGCGACUUGAAGGCUUCCAUACGGAAUAUUAGCGAGGGGGAAGUCGACGGGGAGGAGGCAUCGGCCCCGAACGACGGGAACAAGCCACAACAACAAACGCAGCUGCAACAGCAGCCCCAAGUAGAGAAGCAGACACCCGCGUCGUAUUCCUUAUUCACGGCGCCGACAAACACAGAUGCUGGGGAAUUCAUUCUUAUGCUUCCACCGAAGCCGCUGAUUGACUAUCUCGUUUCCCGCUAUGUCGAGGUUUUCGCGUCCCUGUUUCAUGUCCUCCAUGAGCCGUCGUUCAUGGAGGAUUAUCGGGCAUUCUGGGAGUCGCCAAAGGAUGUUUCACUCUCAUGGCUUGCACUUUUGUUUGUUGUUCUCGGGGUGGGUGUCAUGUCACUGGACGAUAACGACGCGGUCCUUAAGGAGCAUCUGCAUAUGUCGACAGGCAGGGGUUUGGAUUUGAGUAGUUAUGUCAAACGAUAUUGCGAUUUAGCGAUGAGAUGCCUUGUUGCAGAUCGGUUCAUGGAGAGCUAUCGCCUCAGCACUAUCCAAUGUUUGAUUUUACUAAUUUAUUCAAAGAAUCAUUCUAACGAUGGGGGCAUGAGUUGGGCAUUACUGGGCUUGACUGCAAAUAUUGCGGCAGGGUUGGGAUGUCAUAAAGAUGGGGCGAAUCUUGGGCUGGAUCCGGUAGAAACAGAACAAAGACGACGAUGCUGGGCAGCGAUCCUCAUGCUUGACGCCUUUCAAGCGUCUGCCUUCGGCAGACCGAGCAUGAUGAGGGCCACCCAAUUUGAGACGCGCCUGCCGUUGGAUGUGAACGACGUCGACAUCACCAGGACAGGAGUGCGGGAAGCUUCCUCACGUCCAACGCAGAUGACUUAUCUAAAUCUGAAGUUUCGGCUUCUGAGCAUCACCUCCAAGAUAUAUGAAAAGCUGUUCGGCGCAGAAAAACCGGACUAUUCGACUAUCGUCGAGUUGGAUCAGGAGAUUCGCAAUGAGCAGAAGACCUGGCCGGGCAAGUACUCGGCCGACGGCCCGGAACUGAACGGGCUGAAGGCGAACGAUCAAGUGCAUUGGUAUAUCUUACAUGGUCAUCUGCACCAGAUGUUCUUGCUCCUCCACCGUCCAUACUUUCAUAAAUCGUCUGCGGAGAAUCAUCCUGUCGCUCCGGACUCAAGAAGGCAAUGUAUUGAAUCUGCGACAUCGAUUUUAGAAAUAUACAACAUCCUUAAUACGAAGCGGAAGUACCAACCUUACAGAUGGUACAUCAAUGGCCUAGCAACCUUCCACGCGUUCCACGCCGUGAUAGUGGUAUCCGUAGAUCUCCUGUCAAUGCAUGAUCCAAGUCAGUCAUCAACCUGGGAGGCCUUCAAACAGGUACACGACCAUUUUAGCAAGAACGCACCUAGGAGCUCGAUCGCUACAAAGACCUUGCCAGUCGUAAACUUCCUUCGCAAAAAAAUAACCGGCCGCAUAAAAGCUGUCACCCCCCCACCACCGCCAGUAGCACCUCUACAACCCCCUACCCAAGCAAUGGACACAACCUAUACACACCACCCCACCACCGCCCCACCACCGCCCCACCGCCCCCCCCAACAAAACCAAAUGUACAAAGACACUUCCCUCUACCCAACUCACUCAUUCGCCGGCCCCCAUCACCAAAACACCUACCACCUCGAAUCAAUCACCGCCUCACCAACAGGUAUCAUUCCCGAAUCAAUGUACUACCAGGCUGCCGCAGCGGCAACGAUAGUGAAUCCGGGCUUUGUGGCAGCGGCGCAAUUGGGUGAUAUGUACCCGCAGGAUAUGGAAUUGGAUAAUUGGCUGCAGGGGAGUUAUAUGCAUGAUUUGAGCCAGUGGGUUUCGCCGGGGGCUUUUUGUUGGGACGAUCUUAAUCAGCAGUGUGCGAUGCCCUUGGUGUAAACCCAUUCCACUCUAUUCUGCUCCGUUCGUUUAGAAGAGCAAUAAGAAAAGUGAUAUGUUUUUUCUCUUUUGGUCCCGUCCUUGUUUAUCUUAUUGGAAAAUUAUCCUUAUGCCUUAAGUCGCUAGCUUGCUUGCUUUCUCAUCCUACCCACCAGCUAGUUUUAUUUUCAUCCGUGUGUGUUUUUCCAUGUUUUUAUUAUUAUUCCCAGUUCGGGUGAAAGGAAUAGGUGCUGGAGAUUUUGAAUUUUUUUG
This is a messenger RNA of Tuber melanosporum (Perigord truffle), 3168 nucleotides long. RefSeq lists its product as uncharacterized. The record is from RefSeq and is a predicted model, not a curated record. The transcript has 4 exons. The coding region runs from base 388 to 2916 and encodes 842 amino acids. Gene Ontology annotation, molecular function: DNA-binding transcription factor activity, RNA polymerase II-specific; DNA binding; zinc ion binding. Lineage: Eukaryota; Fungi; Ascomycota; Pezizomycetes; Pezizales; Tuberaceae. Gene Ontology annotation, cellular component: nucleus. Gene Ontology annotation, biological process: regulation of DNA-templated transcription; DNA-templated transcription.